AUGCUACCCCUCGGUCUCUUAACGGCCGCGACGGGCCACCCUAUGCUAGUCGAACUGAAGAGCGGCGAGACGCUAAACGGCUUGCUGAUCAACUGCGAUACGUGGAUGAACCUUACAUUGAAGGAGGUGGUACAGACAAGCGCAGAUGGUGACAAGUUCUGGAGGUUACCGGAGAUAUACGUGCGCGGCAGUACAAUCAAGUACCUACGGGUCCCGGACGAGAUCGUGGAGGUAGUCAAGGAACAGCAGGCGAAGGACCAAGCGACGAGGGGUGGACGAGGCGGGAUGCACCCGCGGGGAGAGCACCGCGGGGAUCGCGGUGGCCGAGGCAUGCGUGGCCGCGGACGGGGGCGUGGAAGAGGCGGCGGUGGUGGAGGCGCUUGA
Messenger RNA from Trematosphaeria pertusa, 384 nucleotides. RefSeq names its product Sm-like ribonucleoprotein. The record is from RefSeq and is a predicted model, not a curated record. The transcript is spliced from 3 exons. Bases 1 to 384 code for a protein of 127 amino acids. Gene Ontology annotation, biological process: P-body assembly; spliceosomal snRNP assembly; nuclear-transcribed mRNA catabolic process. NCBI's taxonomy places the organism in Eukaryota, Fungi, Ascomycota, Dothideomycetes, Pleosporales, Trematosphaeriaceae. Gene Ontology annotation, molecular function: U6 snRNA binding. Gene Ontology annotation, cellular component: U6 snRNP; P-body; spliceosomal tri-snRNP complex.